Molecule: messenger RNA, 677 nt
Organism: Drosophila suzukii
Lineage: Eukaryota; Metazoa; Arthropoda; Insecta; Diptera; Drosophilidae
Product: UPAR/Ly6 domain-containing protein CG9338
Biological process (GO): regulation of synaptic transmission, cholinergic; positive regulation of voltage-gated potassium channel activity; sleep
Source: RefSeq, a predicted model, not a curated record
UAUGGCUCACAAACGCUUGCCAGACGCCGUGCAGUCAAGUUUUGCUUCAAGAAAUAGUCGACAAAAUAAAUUUCCAACCUAAAAAUGGUGUCAAAUGUAAAACUGAUCUUGGCUUUCACCGUCUUGGCCACAUUGGCCUGCACGGGUUAUGCCAUUAAGUGUUACCAGUGCGAUUCCUUGACGAAUCCCAAGUGUGGAAAGGAUAUAAAGUCCGAUGCUGAUCUGGUUUUGGAUUGUUCCAGGACGGCGCCUCCUCGAUUCCUUCAAAACUUUUUCCCAGUUCGCAAUGCAACCGGUUGCAUGAAGCAGACAAUCGAAAUUCCUGGCAACCCCCAGAUCGUGAGGAGCUGCUACUUUGGUGACCUUAACAACAAACAGACCGGAUGUCAGACCGAUGUUAGCCUGACGACCAACAAGCUGCUGAGCUGCGAGGUCUGCACCGAAAACGAGUGCAACGGAUCCUCCUCUAUGGCUCCCAUUGCCGGAGUUAUCCUACUCUUCUUCGGGCUGGCUCGUCUAUUGGCCUAAAUUAGUAGUAUUCUUCAGUAGUGCCGCCGAUAGCAAUCAUAUCGAAUCUGCUUUUAAAAAGCCCACAAGCGCUUAAGUCACUUUUAAAUGUUAUACACCUUUUUUGUCCACAAUAAAAAUCACGUUAUUUAUUUGAAAUUCUCAUUUAA